AUGGCUCCCAAAGACUCCGGGUCGGUUAUCCAAGAAGCCGAGAAAGCGGUGGAAGCCGUCAAGUCGAGCUCACUCACCGAGAAGCUCGAUGCCUGGGGAUCGUCGUCGAUCCCGUCGAUGGGCCUGGCGACUCUGAUCAUUGCUCUGCAUGCACGGCCCCUCCAGCCGUUCCCGCUCAUGUUUGCCCCCGCCUUGAUGUUCUCCAGCUAUGUCAACGUGGCCGGCUACGCCAUUGACGCCGCGGGUAUGGCGGCUGCCUGGAGCGGAAUGUACGUUCUGCUGUCGCUGCGGGGCCGGCGGUCGUCUGGCGCGGGCUUCCUGAGCCGCGCCUGGACGCCUGCGUCUCUGCGGACGUCGACGCGGCGGACCAACACGCCCGCGCGCCGUGCCGUGAGCGCGGUGGCCAUGGGCCUUGGUGCCGUCAACUGUGUGGCUGGGGGAGUGAAAUACGGCAUCACAGGUGACCGGGUGAAGGAGGCUCAGGCGCGUGCCGAGCGGAAUCGGUGGGGAAACUGA
Molecule: messenger RNA, 516 nt
Organism: Sporothrix brasiliensis 5110
Lineage: Eukaryota; Fungi; Ascomycota; Sordariomycetes; Ophiostomatales; Ophiostomataceae
Exons: 2
Coding region: 1-516 (171 amino acids)
Source: RefSeq, a predicted model, not a curated record